This is a messenger RNA of Pichia membranifaciens NRRL Y-2026, 388 nucleotides long. RefSeq lists its product as hypothetical. The transcript has a single exon. Bases 28 to 333 code for a protein of 101 amino acids. The record is from RefSeq and is a predicted model, not a curated record. Lineage: Eukaryota; Fungi; Ascomycota; Pichiomycetes; Pichiales; Pichiaceae.
GGUUAAACUUGCCAUUAUUCAUUUAUCAUGGCGGCUAACUUUCCAGUUUUAGAUUACUCAAGAUGCCUUAUCAUGAUAAGACUCUUAUCUCUUAUCACUCAAUCCUUAUUGGCCUCGGCAUCUUAUCUCAACACUAAGAUAACUUAUCAUGAUAAGAUUCUUAUCUCUUGUCCCUCGAUCAUGAUUGGCUUCGGCAUCUUAUCUCAACACCAUGUGCUCACCUUUACUUCCAACCAUAUACGAUCUGCCGCUUCACAGUCCAAGAAUGGAAAGAACAUGCAGCUCGUAGUGUUGAAAGGUUUGGCUGCUCUAAAUAUCCCACGACUUCUCUAGUAACCGUAACAAACCAUCACGUAAGCUCACAGAGAUUUCAACAACUCUCCGAACG